Molecule: messenger RNA, 2346 nt
Organism: Aspergillus nidulans FGSC A4
Lineage: Eukaryota; Fungi; Ascomycota; Eurotiomycetes; Eurotiales; Aspergillaceae
Gene: somA
Product: protein oefA
Exons: 5
Coding region: 1-2346 (781 amino acids)
Source: RefSeq, a predicted model, not a curated record
AUGAAUCCUGGUGUCGGUGGUCCGGUUGGAGGUGUCCAGAUGGUCAAUAAUGGUUCGAUGGUACCCCGUAAUGAUGGCAGUAUGAACAAUUCCCCUGAAGUCAUGAUCGGCAACCUCAACACAUAUAUUUAUGACUACUUCCUGAAACGCGGUUACCAUGACUGCGCACGAGCCCUCGUCAAGGAUGAAUCAAUCAAGCUCAACACUGAACCUCCUAUCAAGACAAGUCCGGGUCAACGCAGGGAGGGCGAAGUGAAUGGUGUCGACGGCGACGCGGUGAUGACAGACAGUAAAGACGGUGACAAACUGAAGAUUCCCGACGACUUGCCUCGUCCCAAUCUCAACAGCGAAAGUCAGUCGUCUUCGUUCCUCUUGGAUUGGUUCAGCCUGUUCUGGGAGUUUUUUUGGUCCCAGCGUAAGAAAGGGAACAGCGCCGAUGUGAGGCAAUAUCUCCAACACACUCAGAAUAUGAUGCGCAUUAGAGAGCAGCAACAAAGUCAAAUGUUCCGAAACCAGCAACAAAUGAUGCCGGGUCAGAUGGGGCGGCUCAACAACAUGCGUGGGAACGGAAUGGUCCCUCCCAACUUACAGAAGGCCGUCCUGCAGAAUAACACUGGUGGCUUCUCCCAGCAGCAAUAUGCGCAACUACAACAAAAGAGUCAACAGAUGCAGAUGAUGCAGAUGCAACGCGAGCAUUCUGAUAUGGAUAUGAACGGCCACCGACCGCCCUCUCCAUCCUCCGCCGAGAACGCGCCAUCCCCGUCGAAACGACCCCGCCUUGAAGGUGGUCCCAUGAAUGGGCAACAACUGGCACCCAACGGACGUGGCCAGGGUCAGGCGAUGCCUGGCCAGCAGAACCCGAUGUUGAUCCAGAAUGGACUUACGCCGCGCGCGAUGAACCCUAACCAGUUUGGUGCUUUUCAGCAAUCGGGUCCGGCUGCACAGCCAAAACCAAUCCAGGUAUAUGCUCAAAACUUGGCUCUACAUCACUCUCGCUCAGCAAUGAAUAACCAGGGCAUGCCUAAUGGUUUAAUGAAUCCCGGCGUGAUGCCGAAUCAGGCUGAUCUGGUUCCCAUGUCAGACGGCCAGGGUAUGUAUCAGAUGAACAACGGCGAGUUUUAUCCGAAUGGCCAAAUGGCGCAGGUUAGGCCUGGGGCUCAAACUCCUGGUGGCCAGCAUGGUAACCAUGCUCUCCAGGACUAUCAAAUGCAACUCAUGCUCCUUGAGCAGCAAAACAAACGCCGACUCAUGAUGGCUCGCCAAGAGCAGGACAGCAUGACUCGUGGCCCCGAUGGUCAACCCUUGCCUGGGCAGCAGGGCCAACAGCAACCGGGUCAAAUGCCUCCGGGUACUUCUCCCCAGGGCAGUAGGACUGGGGCGUCGCCAAUCCCUAACGACCAAAUGAAGCGCAACACUCCCAAAUUGAAUCAAUCUGGUCUUCCGAAUUCACCGAACGCUCCCGACGCAAUGAUGCAGGGCCGUGGUUCUCCUGCUUCAAUGAACUUCACCGGGCAACUACCCCCCGAAAUGGCAGGUCAAUUCUACAUCAAGACGAUGCAGGAAGGUAUGCAGGGCGCCAACGGUAUGCGGCCACCGAGCUCCAACCCGGCAUUUAGUGGCCCGCAAAUGGGCCAACCAGUCCAGGCUGGCACGGCGAAUCGAAUGCCGAAUGGAGGCUGGCAACAACAGCCAGGUGGUCAACCUGUUGUCCCACAACAAUCUCCGAUAAUACAGCCCCCAACUACCGGAACACCCCAGAGUGUGAAUUCAAUGCCACCUCCCCAACCUCCUACAGCCAAUGCCGGCCGUCAGCCUCCUCCGUCCCCCCAGACUGGAAAUGCUGCUCCCCCGACUCCGCAACCCGCAUCUAAGGCCGCGCCGAAGAAGAAAGAGACUAAGGAUAGAGCCAAGCGACCAAACAAGAAGACUGCAGCUGCAGCCGCAGCGGCGGCGGCUAACAACACGACCGCUACACCAUCAUCAGAGGCAGAGCAGCCACCGACUCCUACACCAGCGACGCCAAUCACUCCCCAGCAUCAUCAAUCCUUUAACAAGUCUGGUGGGAAUGCCACUGCGGGCGCUCCUCCUCAGCCCACAUCCGCUCCCGCUCAACAGACUCUUGUGCAGCCUCCGCCGCCUGAUCAAACCCAGUCAUUCAACGAUCUUACCAUGCCCGAUCCAUCUGCAUUUAGCCUCGAUUUCAGCGCACUGGAGAACCCGGACAUCCUCGAGAAUUUUGACUUCGAUACAUUCCUCAACACCGAUACGGAUACAACAGGGUUCGGGUUCGACCCAAGCAUAUCAUACACCGACGGUGUUGAGACUGGCACCGAGAGUGGUCUCUGA